Astrephomene gubernaculifera is the source of this 503-nucleotide messenger RNA. The record is from the annotation of a GenBank genome assembly. Lineage: Eukaryota; Viridiplantae; Chlorophyta; Chlorophyceae; Chlamydomonadales; Astrephomenaceae.
CUUAAAGUAUAAUAUGACCCGUAAGGAACUUGGCAAAACCGACCAAUGCUCUUACUCUGCCAAAGCAUAGUUACUUCCAAGAAGCAGGUGUAGCCAAUUGUACUGUCACGCGCUGAGUAAGGAGGCUCGGCCUUGUUAUAUUACGUGCAAGAAUUUCCCUUGCAGCCGUCGGGAAAUGAAGCCCCUGUUGACAGCUUUGCUUGUCAUAGCGUUGUCUUGCUCUGCACAUAAGUCAACAGCCACAAACAUACAACAAAUUUUGAACGGCUCAAUAUAUAUUCCUACCGAGAAUGGUACGUUGGUGCAAGUUUACCCGCCGGAAAACGUUUCAACUACCGACAGCUGCCCAGAUUCCGCCUGGAAGCGCUGGCGGCUCCACCACCCCUCCCCCAACUUCGAGCCGCUCCAGUGGACCCGCAGCGAGUGGCGACAAUACCUGACGCGCUACCCAGCUAGGUCCGCCGGCCUCUCCCUCGCCCUGCUCCUGCUGGGCCUCAUCGCAC